This is a messenger RNA of Populus trichocarpa (black cottonwood), 1792 nucleotides long. RefSeq names its product amino acid transporter AVT6A. Bases 213 to 1571 code for a protein of 452 amino acids. Gene Ontology annotation, molecular function: amino acid transmembrane transporter activity. NCBI's taxonomy places the organism in Eukaryota, Viridiplantae, Streptophyta, Magnoliopsida, Malpighiales, Salicaceae. The record is from RefSeq and is a predicted model, not a curated record. Gene Ontology annotation, biological process: amino acid transmembrane transport. The transcript has 5 exons.
GACGAAAAUCCAACUCUUCCCACUUGGCAAUACUAUGGCCUUGACCUUGUAAUAACCAUUGCGUCCACGUCGUUUCCCGCGUUAACAAGGAAACCCCGUCCCGGAAACGCCCCUGCAUCGCAUAAAAAGAAUCCCUCUUCUUCAUUCCAUCUCUCCCUCAGGCCUCAAGAUACAAUACAACGACGGCCAAAAAUUCUGCCUAAUUGACGGUUAUGUCCUCAAACGACAUAAAAUACCGGAGGAGUCCACGCAUAUCACACCUCCCACAAAAACACGACGAUUACGAGCCUCUCGAGGUCGGCUUCAAUGGAGCAUCCUUCUCCGGCGCCGUUUUUAACCUCUCAACAACGAUUGUCGGUGCCGGAAUCAUGGCUUUGCCGUCCACGGUCAAGCAAUUGGGGCUAAUUCCAGGUAUUAUUAUGAUUCUAAUGGGAGCUGCGUUAACAGAAACUUCAAUUGAUAUGAUAUUGAGAUUCGGCCGAGCUUCUAAAACCGCCACGUACUCUGGCGUUGUUGCCGAUUCGUUUGGUGGUUUUUGGCGGACUCUCCUUCAGAUCUGCAUUGUUAUUAAUAAUCUGGGCAUGCUUAUUGUGUACAUGAUUAUUAUUGGAGAUGUGCUAUCCGGGACGUGGUCAGAUGGGGUGCGGCAUUCUGGUGUUAUGGAAGAAUGGUUUGAUGAACAUUGGUGGACUACACGUUGCUCCUUGUUGCUGUUCACCACGGUCUUUGUUUUUGCUCCUCUCAUCUCAUUCAAGCGUGUUGAUUCAUUAAGAUACACAUCAGCGUUGUCGGUGGGUUUGGCCGUUGUAUUUGUUGCCAUCACUGCAGGAGUGGCAGUUGUUAAACUAAUUGAAGGAACCAUUGGAAUGCCACGUUUGAUGCCUGAAGUAGUUGAUCAGACAUCAUUUUGGAAACUUUUCACUACGGUACCUAUUAUAGUAACAGCUUAUAUCUGCCACCACAAUGUUCACCCCAUAGAGAAUGAACUAAAAGACCACACCCACAUGAAGUCAAUAGUUCGGACAUCCCUGACACUAUGCUCGUCGGUCUAUAUUGCUACCAGUUUCUUUGGAGUUCUUCUUUUUGGUGAUAAAACACUGGAUGAUGUCCUUGCCAAUUUUGAUGGCGAUCUUGGUGUUCCAUAUAGCUCACUGCUUGAUGAUGUGGUCAGGGUCAGCUAUGGUGUCCACCUGAUGCUUGUCUUCCCUAUUGUGUUCUUCUCCCUUCGCCUCAACCUGGAUGAGCUUCUGUUCCCGUUUGCCACCCCCAUUGCAUAUGACAAUCGGAGAUUCUUCUUAAUAACUUUAGCUCUCAUGGGAUUUAUCUUUCUGGGAGCCAAUUUUGUGCCUAACAUCUGGGAUGCCUUCCAGUUCACUGGUGCGACAGCUGCCAUCGCUGUUGGUUUUAUUUUCCCAGCUGCCAUUGCUCUGAGGGACAUGCAUGGAAUUGCCACAAAGAAUGACAGACGAGCAUCGUGGGUGCUGAUAUUAUUGGCUGUCUCAUCAAGUACAGCAGCCAUCUGUAGUGAUAUUUACAGCAUUUUCACAAGUGACAGUGGAAUUAAAAGCUGAUGAUGACCAGCAGUUCAACUGAAUCCAGGUGAAUGCGCGCCACUCAUGUAGAUUAAAGUUGUCAACCUUAAACCGUGUGGUUAUAUUUUCUGGCCGUGAUGCUUUUGAUGAAAUGUGCAAUUUCUGAUUCUUCUGUUACGAGCUAACCAAGAUCUUGUAUAUAAACCAGUUAACCAAGAACUUGUGGUCAAGCAAUAAGAAAUUAAUUUUUUUAUGCAGAA